Spodoptera litura is the source of this 1446-nucleotide messenger RNA. RefSeq lists its product as uncharacterized. Gene Ontology annotation, molecular function: ubiquitin protein ligase activity. The record is from RefSeq and is a predicted model, not a curated record. Gene Ontology annotation, cellular component: cytoplasm. NCBI's taxonomy places the organism in Eukaryota, Metazoa, Arthropoda, Insecta, Lepidoptera, Noctuidae. Gene Ontology annotation, biological process: protein ubiquitination.
AGACAUAUUUUACCUUGUACGAUUUUAUUUGGCACAAUUUUGCAAUUUGCAAUGCAAGGUAGGUUAAAAAAAUUUCCUUAAUUAAUAUUUGUUUACCUUCCAUAAAUGAAUGUUAAACCUGGUCAACUUUUUUUAUUUUAUCAUCUGUGAUUUUUUGGCGGUUAAGUGUAUUUUACGUACCUAUUAACUAAAUCAUUAGGUUAAAAAUAAAUCAUGGAUUAUUUAAGAUCUUGUUUUAAGAGGGGUGUUGGUCCGACAUUGGUGACAGCUCGCCGCUACUGGCUUAGUCCUUCCGCGCGGUACGCCGCGAUAGUCGGUCACGUUUGGCGCGCAAACAGUGUUAUAAACGACUCAGCUGAUUCCCACAUUACGAUAUCGGAGCACGAAACGACAGACACAAGCAUAAACAGAACAGAGAAUUCGGACCAAUCAGAAGAUUCUGAAGAAUCAGACCAUUCAGAGCAGUCAGACCUUUCAGAGAUGAAUUUUUCAGAGAUGUCAGACUCUUCAGGGUUGUCAGACCUUGUAGAGAGUUCUGAUUCAAGUUCAGACGGUUCAGAGACAAGUGGUUCAGAGAUGAAUGAUGUUUUUAUGGGUCAUAGUACAAUGCAGUCUGAUAAUAUGGCGGCUUCAGUUUUGGAUUCUGACACGGAACUCGGAUGGGAUGUGACGAAUUCUUCUGUAGGCGUUCCAGAAGAUACUAGUCAGUCUUCAAUAGCUAGUCUGCUUGGUAGAAUUGAUGGUAUUAUUAAACGUAGAAAGAAAAUGACUGAAGAAGAACAGAUGGCAAUUUUAAGACAAGAGGCGUUCCGCGAGCGCUCCUGGUCGCUGGAAGAGUGCUCAAUCUGUUUCGACGUGAUGCUUCGCAAUCAGGAACUGACCUCGCUCCCCUGCACUCAUAAUUUUCACACCGAUUGCAUCAUGCCGUGGUUGCAAGAGAAACAGACUUGCCCCAACUGCCGAAAAGUGGCUUAGUGACUCGUAGAUUCGUCCAUUUGCGCUGUUCGGAGCUAUCUCUAGCAGCCAAAAUCAUCACUGACAAGGAAUCAGCAUGGAAAACAGCACUUGAAACAUGUUUUUAGUAGUAAUAAUAAUAAUAAAUAGGUUUUAUAUUAUAACCACUGCGAAUAAACAAAUUGAAUUGUGUUAAAAAUGUUGUGAUAGAUAUAAAAUUUAGUUGAACCAGCGCUAGGCGCUUAUUUUAGAAAGAUAGUCUCUUAUCACACUCUCUGUUAGGUUAGAACGAGUUAGUUUUAUGUAUAACGAGUUUAAAACAUUACCGCUCUCUGAUCGGUUGGUUCACUGGAGUUGGCUUGUCGGAGCAAUUAACGCAGUGACAAUUUCGAUCGUAUUUAACUUAAAACUGACGUAUUAGGUACUUUGAUAGGUAAAUAGAUUCAUUUAUUUAAUAAAUUAUUAUGUUUUCGGCUUACUCACGUAAAUGAA